AAGGACACAUUCACACAGGCUUUGCUAGCACAAUGGUGGUUAGUGCCUGUUUUUAGGCUAAAAACUGAGGUUUUCUAUCAAAAAAGACUGGUUUGAGUCUGAGCUCUGGGCGUGCUACAGAGCAAGAAAAGAGCUACAAGAGGUUCUUUUGGUGUGCUGGAUGUGCCUAAGGAGAGCGGCCGCUCCUGUGCAAAGGAGAAAGUCUAAUGGCUAGCUAAAGAAAUGUUCUCUGUAUGAGUACUGCCAUUGUCUAUAUGCAUCGGUUUUACAUGAUCAACUCUUUCAAGGCUUUCGACAGAGUGUUGCUAGCUACAGCUGCAUUGUUUCUUGCUGCUAAGGUAGAAGAGCAUCCUCGGAAACUGGAGCAUGUGGCAAAGUGUUCAUACUCACUCGUGAACAGAGACAAACCUGACAGACUGGACCUGGACGUCCAGAGUGAAGUUUAUACUAAACUAAUUGAUGAUAUUACUUAUCAUGAGUUAGUGCUACUUCAGACACUUGGUUUUGAUGUUCAAGUGAAGCAUCCUCAUCCUCACGUAGUUCAGUGCAUGAAUCUCGUAGGAGUGAGUCGGGAUUUAAGUCAAGCCGCAUUCUUCCUAGCUCAUAACAGUCAAUUGUUGACAACGUUUUGUCUUGAGCACCCACCAACAGUAGUGGCAUGUAUGUGUAUACACCUAACCUGUGCCUGGAAGGGACUUGAGAUUCCAAGAUCUUCUGAUGAUAAGAAUUGGUGGGAAUAUGUAGACAGAUCUGUAACGUAUGACAAACUGGAAGGUUUAGCUACAGAAUUUCUAAAUAUUGUUGACAAGUCCCCGAGCAGAUUAAAGAAAAGGAUUCAAGACAACAUUAGAAUGGCUGUUGAGGGUGGUCGACCACUUGCUUCUUCUAGUCAAGGAACAAGUCGACAUCCCUCAACCCCUGCUACUCCUUCUCUUCAUCACAAACAUAAAGACAGACCAUCCUCUUCUCAAACCAGAAAACAACAAGCCCCUCCUCCUUCCUCUGGCAAGUCACACCCACCAGUGUCCCAAAAAAUCCAGCGAUCGUCCCCUCCCCCUCCUCCUCCCCCGAUACAUGGGGACCGCCCACCUCACUCUCUUCCGCCCGACCAACAGAAAAUGAGAAAGCACAAAGAGGCCUAUCACCAUCAUCACUUGCAUCACCAGAAUAAUUCGGGUGGAGCUGGGGGUAUGGUCAACAAACAGACCACGCCCAGUAGCAAUCAGCAUAAACACUCGUUACCUAAAGACUCUCAUUAUCCGAAGAAUAAGAAGAUAAAGAUGGAGGAAGCUUCAUCUCAGCCCUCAGCGUCUAGUCUUUCCAAGCAAUCUCUCUCUCUCAGCGACUAUCGACAAUCAAAACAUCAUCAUCAUCGUCACCAUGGCAACAGCGACCCAAACAGACCCCCAAAACAGGACAGGCACCAUUCUUCUAAUCACGUUUCAAAUAAACAUCAUCACACUCUCCCUCCCCUACCUCCCCCUUUACCCCUCAGUGAGGCUCCGCCCCCUCCCCCGCCCCCUCCUCCAAAUUAAAUAAAUACUUCUCUAGAAGAAGUUGUCUAUUAUUGUUUUUCAUUUCUUGAUUUGUUGUUCCUAAUAAUCACGUAAAUAAGUCUUUGAUGAUGUUGUUUGUUAUUUUUCAA
Amphimedon queenslandica is the source of this 1645-nucleotide messenger RNA. Its product is annotated as cyclin-T1-like. The transcript has 10 exons. Gene Ontology annotation, molecular function: cyclin-dependent protein serine/threonine kinase regulator activity. Bases 234 to 1535 code for a protein of 433 amino acids. Gene Ontology annotation, biological process: regulation of transcription by RNA polymerase II. Lineage: Eukaryota; Metazoa; Porifera; Demospongiae; Haplosclerida; Niphatidae. The record is from RefSeq and is a predicted model, not a curated record.